Aspergillus mulundensis is the source of this 1932-nucleotide messenger RNA. RefSeq names its product proteasome regulatory particle lid subunit RPN3. The coding region runs from base 1 to 1932 and encodes 643 amino acids. Gene Ontology annotation, molecular function: enzyme regulator activity. Gene Ontology annotation, biological process: ubiquitin-dependent protein catabolic process; regulation of protein catabolic process. The transcript has 3 exons. The record is from RefSeq and is a predicted model, not a curated record. NCBI's taxonomy places the organism in Eukaryota, Fungi, Ascomycota, Eurotiomycetes, Eurotiales, Aspergillaceae. Gene Ontology annotation, cellular component: proteasome complex; proteasome regulatory particle, lid subcomplex.
AUGCCAGCUGAGAGACGUUCUUUGCGGUCCAACAACAAGCCAGAUACUUCUUCGUCCGCUAACGGUGAAAAGGCUCGCUCUGGUUCCCAGAGUUCGAGCUCGAACAAGGAUAAGCCGGCGACUACUCGCUCCGCUGCCAAUAAGGUCAAGCCCACGAAGGCCGCAUCUUCGAAUAUUGCUUCAGACUCCGGCAUGGGGGAACAGCAGGACCAGUCCCAUACCAACGGCACCGAUUCGACGGAGAAUGGUGUGAAUGGGUCUGAAGAUAUCGAGAUGGACGAGGAUACGGCAGGUGGGCCUACAUCCUCAUUCAACGCCAGCAAGGACCGGAAAGGUGACCAGAAAAUGACUGUUGUAGUGCCUCCCACCAAGGACUCCAGGGUAUCCGGCGACAGAGGCCAGGACCGGGAAGGCGAUGUGCCCAUGGAGGGUGCCGGGGGCGAGGAGCCUGGGUCAAAAAUGGAUCCCAAGGCAAAAGCCAUCCAAGACAUCAAGACAAACUUCACUUUUCUUGAACGCGCGGUUACCCACUUUGAUCCCAGGUUUACGCUUCGUGUCUUGAGAUCGAUAUCCUCAAUGCGCAAACAAAUUACGUCGGACGUCCUUGCGGAGGCCAUCGUUGGGGCUUACCCGAAAUCAAGUACCACGGCCUCUCUCUUACUAAGCGCGAUUGAUCAAGCGGGCGCCUUAGACGACGUUGCUGGCUCAACUUCUAAGAUGGAUGUGGACAAUGAUAAGGCGAAGCCCUCGUCGAAAGAAGUUCUACCCGAGAUUGACACCUAUCUGUCAAUCUUAGUCCAAAUCCAUCUGUACGACCGAAAGGAGAUCCAGAAGGGCGCCAAGUUUUCGACCGGUUUGAUCGAACGGCUUCGGGCGCUUAAUCGCCGUACACUGGACUCUCUCGCCGCCCGUGUGUACUUUUAUUAUUCGCUUUUCUUCGAGCAGAUUGCGCCUCUUCCCCCGUCCCCUGCUGCAACAGUUACUUCUAUCCGCCAACCACUGCUUGCGGCCCUUCGGACGGCCGUCCUACGAAAGGAUGUGGACACUCAGGCUACCGUGAUGACGCUCCUCCUUCGGAACUAUCUUUCUACUUCUCAUAUUUCGCAAGCCGAUUUACUGAUUUCGCACAACCAAUUCCCCCCUUCGGCUUCGAACAACCAAAUUGCUCGCUACCUGUAUUACUUGGGCCGCAUCCGAGCUAUACAGUUGCAGUAUACCGAGGCUCAUGGGCAUUUAAUCGGAGCCACGCGGAAGUCUCCUUCGAGCCACAGUGCGCGUGGAUUCUACCAAGCUUCUCACAAGCUGCUUGUAGUCGUCGAGCUUCUGAUGGGCGAUAUUCCCGACCGUGCGGUUUUCCGACAAGCGUCCCUUGAAAGGGCUCUGCAUCCUUAUUUCCUGCUCGUCCAGGCCGUGAGUAUUGGGGAUUUAGACGGAUUUCUGAACAUUGUAAAUACAUACAGUUCGACUUUCCGGAAGGACGGCACCUACACCCUCAUUCUACGCCUACGGCAGAACGUGAUCAAGACCGGUAUCCGCAUGAUGUCGCUUUCUUAUUCGCGCAUUUCCCUUCGGGAUAUUUGCCUUCGCCUCGGCUUGGACAGUGAAGAGUCGGCCGAAUACAUUGUUGCAAAGGCAAUCCGCGACGGCGUGAUUGAGGCAAGCUUGGACCAUGAGCGAGGGUUCAUGAAAAGCAAGGAGGUCGGAGAUAUAUACGCUACCAGGGAACCUGGCGAAGUAUUCCAUGAGCGUAUCAGGGCUUGCUUGAGUCUGCACGACGAGAGCAUCAAGGCGAUGAGAUUUCCGAUGAACCAGCAUCGUCUCGAGCUGAAGAGUGCACAGGAGGCAAGGGAGCGUGAGAGAGAGUUGGCCAAGGAGAUUCAGGAAGGGGACAUAGACGACGAAGAUGCGGGUGGAGACUUCGAUGCCAUCUAA